Molecule: messenger RNA, 889 nt
Organism: Cladocopium goreaui
Lineage: Eukaryota; Dinophyceae; Suessiales; Symbiodiniaceae
Source: the annotation of a GenBank genome assembly
UGCGACAAAACUGCUCAAAGAAGCAUGAGUCGCGGGGGGGGAACGCCCAACUGCCCGUGUGGCAUGCACCAACUCACAACGCUGCCGCUUGAACUCCAGACAACGUGGGAGGACAAGUGGGAGUACCAAGGGACGAAGUGGCGGGGCACUCCAGGUGGUCAAGCCUUGUGGCUUUACUGCCUGGAGUGUCACCAACAAAGGUGGCCACAGGAUGUGCGGAACAAGAACCGUUGGUGCAAACCAAAGGGCCCCGCGGCCGUGACCCCUCCCCCGCACCAGGGGAGCAGGGUCAUGCGCGCGGACGGUUCCUGGUUUCACCUAACCAGCCCUCCUCCUGAGGCUGGGAAUUUAGCUUUGGUGCAAGAUCAUUUCUUUUUCUGCCUUGGAUGUUGUGGACAAGUGGUGCCUUCCGCCACGCAGACUCCUCCGCAGAAGAAGAGGAAGUUGCAGCGCCAGGCACGGAGGCGGCGUCGCACGGCGAAAGCCACGCCAGUGGGUGCUUCAGUAGCUCCCGUGCCCUGGCCGCAGGUGCGGGCAGGCUGCGUAACACCGGCGCGGCGGGCGGCAGCUGCGCAGCCUGGUGCAGUGCCGCAGCCUGCAGCUCCACCGGAGCUGGCCCGUGCACCGGAGACGCCUCCGCACCGGUUGCGCGGCUCCAGCUCCGGGGAUCUUGCGUUCGGCAACAACUCUGCGGCCACGCCGCCGGGAGGAGGAGCCGGAGAAGGUGGCGAUCCAGAACUGCAAGAAUCUGGAUCUUUGGGUGUUGGCCACGCGCGGGAGCACUCGUGGAGUGCGACCGCUGCCACCGCCGUCAGCCGUAUGGGCAAGGCGUUUUUCAGGACGUGGGUGCGUCCCAGUUUACCGGCAGUGUGUCAGACACUCAGUGGAG